Balearica regulorum gibbericeps (East African grey crowned-crane) is the source of this 1539-nucleotide messenger RNA. Lineage: Eukaryota; Metazoa; Chordata; Aves; Gruiformes; Gruidae. The record is from RefSeq and is a predicted model, not a curated record.
UCAUGCAGAGGACGAACAGAGCAUAAACAGAACAUCUUUGUAUCAGGAAGUCAAUAAUUCAUAUAUGACAAUUAAAAAGCAGCAACAAGAUGUGUUAGGUUUCUUGGAAGCCAACAAAAUCGAAUUUGAGGAAAAGGAUAUCGCCGCCAAUGAGGAGAAUCGGAAAUGGAUGCGUGAGAACGUGCCUGAAGACAGCCGGCCAGCAAGCGGGAACCCCCUGCCGCCCCGGCUCUUCAACGACAGCCGGUACCUCGGGGACUACGAAGCUUUCUUUGAAGCUCGAGAGAACAACGCGGUAUAUGCGUUCUUAGGCUUGACUGCGCCACCUGGUUCAAAGGAAGCUGAAGCACUGGCCAAGCAGCAAGCGUGAAUUUCAACUGCCUUAAAUGUUCUGUAAAGGGAAUUUCCACAGCUUUUUAUAAAAUAGUACAAUUGUCUCUGCUUCAAGAAAUGUAGAUGUGAUUUCUAACAUUUGAUUGGUGCUUGCAGCAUUCACCGUAUGUCAUACAAAUUUGAACACAAGAUGAAAAUGUGAACAUAAAGGUAGAGAGCAGAGGGUGUAUUAUUACAAAGUUGGAAGCAUAGGAAACUGAAGCAAUUAGACAGGAAUGAUUUUCACAUAGUUUAAGCUGUCUUGGCAAUUCAUCCGUUUUGUGUAAACUUAAAGAAACUAUUUUAAUACUAAUAAUACAGAUGGGGUUAUACCUAGAGAUCCAACUAUUUAAAAUACGGAAAACAGCAUCUAAAACCUUGUCAGAUACUAACUUUAGUGCCUGAGUUGCCUCAAAAACAUUACUGAAUUACACAGUAAUUUUUCAGUGUCUCUACUGGUUUCAGAUGAAAUUGUAGGUGGUAUUGUGUAGUAUAGCCAUUGUAGUCACUUUUGAAAGUUGUGUUUGUUCUUUUGUAGAAUGGAUAUUUAAGAUUUGUAUUGUAACACACUGUACAGAUGAUAAAAGAAAAAAAAUUGCCAUGUAUUUCUCAUUUAAGUGAUCCGUGUGGGCUCUUUUGACAAAGAAAAAGGGAUCUGGGCAAUGGACAGCCUUGCCAUUGGCAAUUUCAUCACACAGCUGCCUAAGCAUGACUUGACUACAUGUCUGCAAGAGUCGGUGCCCCUCAGCUGAGUAUGCGCUAAUUCCCAGGCACCGUUGCAAAUAAGCCAAAAUGGCCAGAAAUGGCAUUUCCUUACCUGUGUAAGGGUGAAAGCCUUUAAUGUAUUUCUCUACAAAAAUACCAGUUCACACUCCUUAUAGCAUUAGGCAUCUUACUGCAUGUUCAUGUAGUCAUUAGAUUCAUAUAGUAUUUUUUCAAACAAGGAAGUAAAUGUUUGAAUAGCAAGAACUAUUGUAAUUAAUCAAGACUUUUUUUUUUUAAGGUUUAAAAACUUAUUUCCAUUGUUACUGCCAUAUCGCAAAGCUAUUACAGGAAUUGUGAAUCUAUUAAAGUGUCUUGCAGUGGUGAAUUUACCAUGUGCAAUAUUAACCUGUCUGUUCUCCCAGCGCUCCUGAGAUGGUCUGUAUGUCUUGGCCAUGUUCUUUC